GAAGAAACCGCUGGUCAAACGCCAAACUGUUCCAAGGUUUCCAGAGAAAGGAGCAUGGCCUUCGAGUGGCCGCCGGGGGUGACCAAAGGCGCCGGAUGGGGAAUGAAAUAGGACUUCUCCAUCGGAAGGUGUAGCAGCGACGCGAUGGUGAGGACGCGGGCCAGCUGCAUAGCCGCCCGCCACAGAAUGGCCAAAUUGGCUCGCCUUACGCGGGCGCUGCCGUACGCAACGGCCGCGGUUGCACGAGGAGCGGUGCAGAUGAGAGGAGCCCGGCUUGAAACAGGCAUCCUGAAUCCCGGGCGCUGGGCCAGACGGCGGAAUGCAAGACGGGACGGAUUGAGGGCGACGGGCAGAGCGCCGCGAAAUUUUGCACGGCGGGGAUGACGACGGUGGGCGUGCGGGCGGCAGGGAAGACAGCGCGGCAGGCCUCAGCCAGGACGGCGUCGGGGAGG
This is a messenger RNA of Trematosphaeria pertusa, 452 nucleotides long. RefSeq lists its product as uncharacterized. The record is from RefSeq and is a predicted model, not a curated record. The transcript has a single exon. Lineage: Eukaryota; Fungi; Ascomycota; Dothideomycetes; Pleosporales; Trematosphaeriaceae. Bases 145 to 384 code for a protein of 79 amino acids.